GUCUGACACCACGUGGGUCUCAUCUGCUUUCAUUGGUUGAAUAGGGGGGCAGGGUGGAGCGUCCUCUGGGGGCGGAGUCCGGAAGUUGCUACAUUGACCGGCUGCUGUCAGAAUGGCGAACAGGAACGCGGGCACCGAGCUCGAUCUUGGCUGGAUCUCCAAAGUGCGGGUCAACCUUCCUGCGGUCCUGAGACGGGCAGAACAGAUCCAAACGCGUCGGACGGUUAAAAAGGACUGGCAGGCUGCGUGGCUGCUGCGAGCCGUGACCUGCAUCGACCUCACCACUCUCUCCGGUGAUGACACGCCAUCCAAUAUCCAUCGGCUCUGCUUUAAAGCCAAACAUCCGAUCAGAGGCGACCUCCUGAAGACGCUAAAGAUGGAGGAUCUAGACGUGACCACCGGAGCAGUGUGUGUGUAUCCGGCACGCGUGCGCGACACGGUGAAAGCCCUUAAAGAUGUUGGAUGCAACAUCCAUGUGGCUUCAGUGGCCACGGGAUUCCCUGCCGGACAGACUCCACUCAGGACUCGCUUAGAAGAGAUUAAAAUGGCCGUAGAGGACGGUGCGUCGGAGAUCGACGUUGUGAUUAACAGAACGUUGGCUCUGACCGGUCAGUGGGAAGAGCUUUAUAAAGAGAUCUGUUUGUGUCGAGAAGCUUGUGGAGAAGCUCAUAUGAAGACCAUCCUGGGUACGGGGGAGCUCGGCUCUCUCACCAAUGUCUACAAAGCUAGUCUGGUGGCCAUGAUGGCAGGUUCUGAUUUUAUAAAGACUUCAACAGGAAAGGAGUCCGUUAAUGCCACGUAUCCGGUAGCGCUGGUGAUGGUGCGAGCGAUCCGGGACUUCUACUGGAAAACCGGAAUAAAGGUGGGCUUUAAACCGGCUGGGGGGAUCCGCAGUGCCAAGGAAGCUCUGGUCUGGCUCUCGCUCAUGAAGGAGGAAUUGGGGGAUGAAUGGCUGAAGCCCGAGCUCUUCCGGCUGGGGGCCAGUUCUCUGCUGGGGGACAUCGAGAGGCAGAUUUAUCACCACGUGACUGGCAGAUACGCCGCCUAUCACGAUCUGCCGAUGGCCUGAUCCCGGAUCCCGACAUCGAACCCGCCGAUCGAGAACGAGAGGGUCCUGCGGAGCUCUCUGCAUUCAUCCCACAGUAUAAGGAAUGCAGCCCGGAAUGUGCAUGCCCCAGCCGGGGAGGAAUAAAGACCCCUGAGUAAAGGACUCGUCAUGGCAGGUGAAGGUGAUUGGCUUUCUAAACGGGAUUAGACUGCGAGCUUGUUAGACAAUAAAAGCUGAAAUAACUUU
Messenger RNA from Spea bombifrons (plains spadefoot toad), 1294 nucleotides. RefSeq names its product deoxyribose-phosphate aldolase (gene DERA). Gene Ontology annotation, biological process: deoxyribonucleotide catabolic process; carbohydrate catabolic process. Gene Ontology annotation, molecular function: deoxyribose-phosphate aldolase activity. The transcript has 9 exons. Lineage: Eukaryota; Metazoa; Chordata; Amphibia; Anura; Pelobatidae. Bases 113 to 1069 code for a protein of 318 amino acids. The record is from RefSeq and is a predicted model, not a curated record. Gene Ontology annotation, cellular component: cytoplasm.